Messenger RNA from Dictyostelium purpureum, 4665 nucleotides. RefSeq lists its product as uncharacterized. Lineage: Eukaryota; Evosea; Eumycetozoa; Dictyosteliales; Dictyosteliaceae. The record is from RefSeq and is a predicted model, not a curated record. The transcript is spliced from 2 exons. Bases 1 to 4665 code for a protein of 1554 amino acids.
AUGGAUAUUCAAUCUUUAUUAAAAUUGAAAGAAUUAAUCAACUGUAAUACAAAUAUCGCUUUUCACAUUCAAUAUAAGGAUGAGUUAAUUAAAUAUAUUAACCAACUUGAUCCUCAAGAACUAUCAGAUAAAAAUAUAUUAGAAAGAAAAUUAAAAAAUAUAAUAGAUUCACCCGAAAAUUUAUUGGAUAGAGAUUUGAAUGUUCAGGCCGACUUUUUAAAAUUAAACCCAAGGUGUGACCAUCCCCUUUUCAACUCAAUUAAAUAUCGAUUGGAAAAAAUCGAUGAUACCAAGACCUGUUUGAAUGAUAAAAAUGAAACUAUUGAAAGAAUUUUAAGUGGUCUAUCGGCUGGUUAUAAAAAUUCAAUAGAAAAUUUUGUAAAAAACGUACAUGUUGGUGCAGAUAUAUUCGAUAAGAAGUUUUAUUUAAUCAGUGAGGACCUAAACUACCGAGAAGUUUCACCAAAUACCGCAUUUAAUAUGUCCUCAUACUCCAAAGAGAAACUUAGUUUUUUGAAAACAAAUGAAAAUGGUGUUUCAUAUGGGAAAGAAGUAGGAGGGGUUUAUUAUAAAAUCAAUUAUGAAACCAAUAAACUUAGACCUCUUAAAGAAUUUGCUGUCUGGAGCUUUUUUACAGAUACUCUAAAACUUAAUGAAAAUACUCUGGUGUCACCAACUCAGCUAAUAGUACUCCCAGAAAUGGUUAUUUUUGAUCAUGAAUCUGAGGAAAAAAAUGUAAUUCAAAUGGAAAAACUAAACCUUGGUGUUGAAAACGUAGUUGAGGCUACUCUAAUUUCUCCAAAAUUAAAAGAAAUCAUCAGAAAAGGAUUCAAAAAAAAUAUUUCCUUUAUAAUGCAAGGCAGCCUUUUUCAAAAAGGUGAAACUCUUACUCAUCUGCUCAACCAAGAGAUUUCAAAAAGUUCAGAUUCAGCCCAAACCAUCAACAAUUUCCAUCACAAAUUAAAAGAACUAUCAAAUAACUAUGACUUUAUGUAUUGCUUUAGUGGUCAUAUCAUCGGUGCAUUAAUAUUACUCACAUCAGAUGCCAAAUACGACAACUUUAUUUUCAAUUUGGAAACAAAAAACAUCAUAGGUAUUGAUAAUGACAAAUGCUUAAGGAAUUUUGAAUUAAAAAAACAGAAUGGAAAAUUGUAUUUAAAGUUCAAGAAUGUUCUCUUUACAAUAAAAAGAUUAAUGAAUGAACCAAUCAACAGCAAAGUGAAAGAGCAACUCAAAAAAAUCAAUCCUUAUGAAAUGGUUCUAGGGUGGCUUUUGAAAAUCUACAACCAAGAGAUGUUAUAUAAACAACAAUUUGAAAAAAUAUUAUUUUUAAAUCAAAACUUCUCACCCAAAAUAAAAGAAUUACUAAGUAAUAUCAAAAUCCCAUUUAAAAUAUCAAUAGACACAAUCCCACUAUUAUUAAACAGAUUCAUUAAAAUCAUAUCAAUAUUAAAUAGGUCAGAUAAUAUAACCCAUACAAAAAUUUUCCAAGAGGUGUGCCCGCUUUCUCACUAUUACUAUGAAUGUUUUGAAAUAUAUUCAUCAUCUAUGGAGCAAAUUGACAGUAUAUAUAGAAGCGAUAUAGAUUGCUACCCAAAACCAGAGUUUGUCAAAGAAAUUAUAGAAAAACAUAACUUCAAUUCACCAAAGAUUAAGAUUUCCUUAAGAGAGGUAAUUUUAAAUUUUAUAUAUAGUUUAAAAAUCGACGAUUUAUUGUUACCAGAAAAUAAAUCUACAUUUUUAAAUAUCAUCAAAACUAUAAUCGAACUAUCAAACAAAGGAAUUAUCGACAAAAAUAAAAAAGUAUUUCAUAAAUCCUGGUACUUUUCUCUCAAUGAAUGGAUUAUACAAAUAAUAAAGGACGAAAAUGAAAACCAAAUUUGGGCAACUAUCGAUAGAAUUUUUCAAAUUUUAGAAAUAAAAGAACAACAUCUAAAUAAUGAAAAUUUUUCCAAACCGGUUAUCUAUUCUGUGGUUGAAAUGGUAAAGAAAGGAGAAGAUGAUCAAUUUACAUCAAAAAUCAGUAAAGCAAUAAUCAUACUUAGUUCUUACAAAGCAAAUAUAGAUAAAACUUUUAACAACUGUUCACCACUGGAUAUGAUCAAUGAAAAUCAAAAUAAGAAAAUUUUCGAAGAUUUGGUUAACCACAAUGCAAGCAUAGCAAAAACUAAAAAUAUAACAGACUAUUACUCAUCUUUAAGCUUUACAGAAAAAAUUCAACUGGACCCGGUUUUCAAGAGAUUAUCAUCUAUUAAUACAUCUAUUGGUUGGGAACUAUCUUUUGACCAUUUGUUUGAAAAAGUUGCACUGAAAUCAUCAAAAGAAGAGCCAAUCAAUUAUAGUGAAACCCUUUUACUAGGUAAUGGCAUUUCAAUAGAUGCCAGAAAAGUAACAGAAUACCAAGAUGAGUACAUAAAAGAUGAAUUACACCAAAUUCAAAUAAAAUUUUCACCUACUGUUCCAUCAAAUCAUAUCAUAUAUAAUGAAACCUUUAAAUCAUUGUUUGGUUCCAAUUUACCAUUUUAUAAAGUGGGGAUAUUAAAUUCGAAGCCAGUGUUAUUAAAACAAAGUAUUUCUGGUCAGCCUUUGAAGGAAAUAUUGGAUACAAAUCCAGCAAGUUUCAACUCAAAUAAAAUUAAUCUAUCAAGCUUUUCAAGGGUAUUUUUAAUGGAGUUACUAUUUUAUAGAAAAAAUGGAACAUUAAAUAACUUUUAUAUAGAUAUCUAUAAUAAUAUUGUUCCUGUCCAAAAUGAUUGUUCUUUUUUACCAUCAAAUUUCAAAAAUGGGAAAAAAACUUUCAUUCCAGAGUCUUGUAUCUUUUUAAUGGAUCAUAUGAAAAUGAAUGUAUCAAGUGAUAUAAGAAAAAUAUUUUUAGAAAAAAAUAUAAUGGAAUUAUUAAAAUCACUUUUAUCAGAUUUGCAAAAGAUACACAAUAGUCAAUGUUUAUUAUUUAAAAAAAACAAAAACAACUAUAUAGACAAAAUAGUAUUAAAAAAAAUAUUAGAUAGCAAUGAAACAAUUAUUGGUGUAAUAUUUUAUAAAGGACAAAUAGAGAAAUUAUACUCAAGAAUUAUAAGACUUCAAAAGCUGUUAAAGAAUGAAACCAUUACACAUCUAUCAAUACUAAAGGAACUUUUAAAUACAAAUAUUUCAUCAAAGUAUGAAAAAAUAUUUGAAAUGAAACAUUUAACUACCAUAGAGAAAAGAUUCGAAUACCUAAAGAGCCAAAAUCAGAACCAAACCGAUAUAUUAAAACUAAUGGGAAUCCGAGAUGCCAAUGAAAUCAAUCUUUUUCCAGAUGAAUAUUCACCAAAUGUAUCAUUGAAAAUAUUAGAAAAAAUAUCUGAAAAAGAAAAGUGCAUGGAACCAAUUAUAAAUUACUAUAAUGAAAAAUAUUUAUAUGGUUUUAAAAUAACCACAAAUCUCAUUAAUUGGUUUAUCCCUUCAGCAAUAGAAGACUACCUAAAACAAUCUAAAAGACACGCAGAUAAAAGCGGCAAUAUAGAGCGCUAUAUCAUAGAUAUUUUAACAUUAUGUAAUAAACAACAUAUCAAACUUGAAUACAUUUCAUUAAAAAGUAAUAACCAAUUAGUGUCAUCUCAACUAAGCUACCUUCUUUGUGAAAAUGUUCAAAGUAUCAAUAUAUCAAACUGCAAUAAUCCCAGCUUUAAUAAUUUUAACCAUACCAGUUUGUUAAGACCCCUCAUCAAAUUUAAUUUGGCAAAAACAAUUAUAUUGAAUAACAAUUCUAAUCUUUCAUCGAUAAAAAUACAAGCCCCAUCUUUAGAAUAUUUCAGCUGUGCAGGAAACAAAAAACUAGAGGAUUUUGAACUAUAUUCACCCAAAGUAGAGAAUCUUUUCUUUUCUGGUGGCACUUUAAACCAAACCAAACUAAAAAAAUCCAAAAUUUUUGAAUUCAUCAACUCAAAUUUCAAAAACUUUGAAAAAGUUCACACUAUAGACAUUGGCGACAAUGAAUUUGACUCCUAUAUAAAGAAAAAAGAAUUCUUGGACUGCUUUGACCGUUUUAUUAAAAAAAAUACACAUAUUAUUUUUAAUAAAGAAAUUAUCAAAAUUGGUGUAUUGGAUUCCUAUCAUCACAAUCAUAGGGAAAAUAGUUCAUCAUAUAAAAGUGAAAAUGAUCUGAAUAUCAAAACAUUAACAAGCCAUAACUAUAUAAAAGUAACCAAUAGAUCCGAUAAAGAAAGAUUCAAUAAGAUAUACCACUACAAAAAUACAAUUUUUCAUAUGGAUUACAGGUUAAAUUAUUGCUUUGGUCCAGAUGAAACUAUCUCGUUGGGUCUAAUCAUUUUCAAUCCUAAUAUUUUCGAAGUACCAAAUUUAAAGAUAUCAUACAGUACUCUUAAUAGCUCAAAAACACCUUUUAUCUUGUUUGGAAUAACAAAACAGAAACCAAACGAUAGAUCAAUACAAUUAUUAGAAACUUUAAAACAAGAUUGCAAUCUAAUUUAUAGAUUUGAUGUAAAUACAACAAGUGAUGAAGAAGAUAUUAUAAAUGAAAUAUUUGAUUAUUUUAUUAAUAAAAUAAUGAAAACAGAUAAUAUUACAGAUAAUACUAAUAAUAGCAAUAGUGAUAACAAUAGUAAUAAUAGCAAUGAUGUUAAUAUAAGCAAUAAUUCUAUUACUAUAAGCGCAAAUAAAUAA